Aspergillus tanneri is the source of this 2004-nucleotide messenger RNA. RefSeq names its product putative C2H2 transcription factor PacC (gene pacC). The record is from RefSeq and is a predicted model, not a curated record. Gene Ontology annotation, cellular component: nucleus. Bases 1 to 2004 code for a protein of 667 amino acids. The transcript has 3 exons. Lineage: Eukaryota; Fungi; Ascomycota; Eurotiomycetes; Eurotiales; Aspergillaceae. Gene Ontology annotation, biological process: positive regulation of transcription by RNA polymerase II.
AUGUCGGAACACCAAGACACCACAUCUGCCUCGACCACGGCGGCUCCUAUUCCCGCGUCGACUUCGCAAGAGCAGCCCUCAUCGCAGUCACCCACCCAGGUCUCAUCGGCUGCCUCGACGUCCUCGGUGACGGCUACUGCGGCAGCUGCCACCGCAGCCGUGGCCGCUGCUCCCCAAGUGAAUGGCAACGCUACUCGUCCUAGCGAAGAACUGUCUUGCCUAUGGCAAGGAUGCUCUGAAAAGUGUCCAACCCCGGAAUCACUUUAUGAACAUGUAUGCGAGCGACACGUCGGUCGCAAGAGCACCAACAACCUCAAUCUGACUUGCCAAUGGGGCAGCUGCCGUACCACCACCGUGAAGCGCGACCACAUCACCUCCCACAUUCGAGUACAUGUGCCUCUAAAGCCUCACAAGUGUGACUUUUGUGGGAAAGCGUUCAAACGCCCCCAGGAUUUGAAGAAACAUGUCAAGACUCAUGCAGAUGACUCCGUGCUGGUUCGGUCUCCAGAGCCUGGUGCUCGCAAUCCGGACAUGAUGUUUGGGGGAAAUCCCGCGAAAGGAUACGCUGCUGCUGCGCACUACUUUGAGCCAGCACUUAACCCCGUCCCUAGCCAGGGCUACGCACAUGGGGCUCCUCAUUAUUACCAGUCUCAUCCCCCGCCUCAGCCGGCGAAUCCCUCCUAUGGGAACGUCUAUUAUGCUUUGAAUCAUGGUCACGAGGCGGGUCAUGCAUCUUACGAGUCCAAGAAACGCGGGUAUGAUGCUCUGAAUGAGUUCUUUGGAGACUUGAAACGUCGCCAAUUCGAUCCCAAUUCCUAUGCAGCCGUUGGCCAACGGCUGUUAGGCUUGCAGAGUCUGUCUCUUCCCAUCCUCAGUGGCGGUCCGCUGCCAGAGUACCAACCCAUGCCCGCCCCUGUUGCCGUCGGGGGUGGAGGCUACAGCCCUGGUAGUCACCCUCCAGCUCCCGCCUAUCAUCUGCCGCCCAUGAGCAAUGUGCGGACCAAGAAUGAUCUGAUCAAUAUCGAUCAGUUCUUGCAACAGAUGCAGGAUACCAUCUACGAGAAUGAUGAUAACGUGGCAGCCGCGGGUGUUGCUCAACCGGGCGCCCACUAUGUCCACGGUGGCAUGAGUUACCGCACUACCAACUCGCCACCCAGCCAGCUGCCUACUAGUCAUGCCACGGCCACCACCUCAGGGGGACCAGUGCUGGCCAACCCGGCGGCGCAUUCUCCAUCCACUGGUACACCGGCACUGACUCCUCCCUCGAGCGCGCAGUCGUACACCUCAGGUCGCUCGCCCAUCUCCCUGCCUUCGGCUGCCCGCGUCUCGCCCCCUCACCACGACGGAGGCUCGAGCAUGUACCCGCGGUUGCCAUCGGCCACCAUGCCGGACAGCAUGACCGCUGGCUACCCGACCGCGUCGAGCGCGGCGCCGCCAUCCACGCUUGGGGGCAUCUUUGACCAUGACGACCGCCGCCGCUACACUGGUGGCACCCUGCAGCGCGCCCGACCCGAGGAGCGGACUGUGGCGGAGCCCAUGGAUGUGUCCCACGAUGGCAAGGAGGACGGGGACCGUACGCCACCCGCCAAGGCUCGGCCGGCGGCAUCGUCGCCCGUUCGCAUUUCCGCCAGCCUGAUCGACCCGGCUCUCUCGGGAUCGGCAUCCGAGGAGGAGGCGGCGGCAACCCUCCGGACGGCUCAGGCGGCAACGGAGGUGGCCGAGCGGUCGGAUGUGCAGUGGGUUGAGAAGGUGCGUCUGAUCGAGUACCUGCGCAAUUACAUUGCCUCCCGUCUCGAACGGGGUGAGUACGAGGGCAUUGCGCACCACGACAGCAGCGAGUCCCAGUCGCCGGAAACCGGGCUGGACGAACGCAUGGAAGGGGUGGAGCUGGGGUCGAGUGGGACCAAGUCGGAAGAGCCCGCGAUGAAGACGGAGGGUAGCGACACAGUCAUGUACCCGACGUUACGAGGGGUGGACGAAGAUGGAGAUUCGAAGAUGCCGUGA